GGUCACACGCUUAUUGUCCAUGCUUGACAUGUCUUGCUCCUCCGCCAAAAUGAAUGGAUCGAGUUUUGAAAAUGAAGAUUGGACGGGGUAAAGCUUGCAACAGAGUGAAGGGCGUUUGCACCAGUGUAUUGCAAACGGACACGAGAGGGAGGGAGGAAAGAGAUGGGGGUUGCAAUGGUAGUAACCGUUCAUUCUGCUGCUUCUUCUUCCACACGCCGCCCCUGGCUGAGUAGCCUCCGCCGGCCACAUUUUCCGUGCCCGUCUGCUUCUCCUUCCGCCUUCGCUAACAGUAACCACUCCUCGCUCAUCAGCAAGCGCAAUUCAACUUUUCCGCGAACAAGCUGCUGCUCCAAUUCACCCAACCGUGGGUUUGGCACUGACGAAUCCAAGGUCAAGAAGAAAUCUUCAACUGGCGGAAGGGACUCUAGGAAAUUUCACUCUCAACGAACUGGCACCAACCUUACUAAAGCACCUGUUCUAAAUUCCCAAAACAAUGUGUUGAAGUUAACAAACAGUGUGUCUGAUGUUCAGUUUGAGGAACGACUGCAAGCAGUUAGAAGGUCAGCACUGGAGCAGAAAAAAGCUGAGGAAGAUAAGCAGUUUGCAGCAAUUGAUUAUGAUACUCCAGUUGAGACCAAAAGUAGGACAGUUGGACUAGGUACUAAGAUUGGAGUAGGAGUUGCUGUUGUGGCUUUUGGGUUGAUUUUUGCCAUUGGGGACUUUCUUCCCACUGGAAGUCCCACAAAUGAAGUCACCACUGUUGAUAAGAAAAUUUCAGAAGAGAAGAAAGCAAGCCUUCAGAAGAGACUGAAGCAGUUCGAGGACACCCUUGCCACCUCCCCAGAUGAUCCGACAGCCCUUGAAGGAGCAGCUGUGACCUUAGCAGAAUUAGGUGAAUACAGUAGAGCCUCCUCUCUCCUGGAGAAUUUAACUAAGGCAAAGCCAAACGACCCUGAUGUGUUUCGUUUGCUUGGAGAAGUUAAGUAUGAACUUGGAGAUUAUGAGGGCAGUGCUACGGCUUUUAGAAGUUCGGCAGCGGCAUCAAAAUCUACUGAUUUUGAAGUUCUCCGAGGCUUGACAAAUGCACUGAUCGCUGCCAAGAAACCUGAUCAGGCUGUUCAAAUGCUCCUGGCAUCUCGUGAACGCCCGAGUGAGGAAAAAAUAUCUAGUGUUAAUGGUGGAUCUGACAGCAGUGGCGCCAAACCUGGAUCACAAGUGGAUCCAAUCCUAGUUGAGUUGCUUCUCGGAAAAGCCUACUCAGAUUGGGGGCAUGUCAGUGAUGCUGUAGCUGUUUAUGAUAAACUCAUCUCUAGCUACCCCAAUGAUUUUAGGGCUUACCUAGCAAAGGGGAUCAUUUUGAAAGAGAAUGGAAAUGUUGGAGAUGCUGAGAGAAUGUUCAUCCAGGCACGGUUCUAUGCACCGAAGAAUGCAAAGGCGCUUGUCGAUAAAUACUCAAGGUGACAGUCAGGCCUUUGCAGUAUGAAGCUUCGUUUUUGGGCCUUAAACCUGGAGGAUUGAUUUCUAGGUGGCUUCUCUUGUAAAAUGCGAGGAUAUUAGAGCCAAUUACAGCUUCAAGAUCAUGGCUGCCAGGUUAGAAAAAUUUGCAUUUAUACUUAGAAGUGGUUCUUGUAAGAAAAUAUGUGCAAAAAUAUCCAUCUCUGUGGUCUGUUCACUGUGCCACUGGGAUUUUGAGAUGCCUACGGCGCUCCGUUUGUAAAAAAUGAUGAUUUCUACCCCUUAACCACCCGGUAAAACCCCCAACCAUGGCCUGACCUAACCCAUCCCCCCUACCCCUUUAGUUUCAUCCCCAAAGUUUUGUUGACUUUGGGGUAAAAUAUUUUGACUCCAGAGUCAACAAAAUUAUGAGGAUGAAAUUGAAAGGGUUAGGGGUGAGUUUAGGCUAGGCCGGGAUGGAGGGGUUUGUAAAAAAAAUUAGGACGAAGGAAGUAUUUAAAUUUAUAACAAACUUGUGUUCAAGUG
Messenger RNA from Cuscuta campestris, 1980 nucleotides. Lineage: Eukaryota; Viridiplantae; Streptophyta; Magnoliopsida; Solanales; Convolvulaceae. The record is from the annotation of a GenBank genome assembly.